ACUUUAAUAUUGAUAUGGAUAAUCCUAAAUUACAUUCACAUGACAAAAAUUUCUUCUCUCAACUCAACAAUUUGCAUCUAUUUGACACGUUCUCAGUUAAAUAUGAUCAAUCUCGAAGUAAUUACCCUACUCAUCAAAGUCCUAUGUCGAAGUCACGAAUUGAUUACAUUUGGUUCUCAGCUGAAAUUGUCUCUCAUUUCACAAACUGCGAAGUCUUAGAUGUUGAUUCUUCUCUGUCUGACCAUUCGCUAGUCACCUUUAGUUUUGAAAAUUUCUUGGAUAUCAGAAAUAAGAAAAGGAAUAUUCCUUCAAAAAAGAUUUAUAACUAUGAUAAAAUGACUA
Molecule: messenger RNA, 342 nt
Organism: Funneliformis geosporum
Lineage: Eukaryota; Fungi; Glomeromycota; Glomeromycetes; Glomerales; Glomeraceae
Source: the annotation of a GenBank genome assembly